This is a messenger RNA of Medioppia subpectinata, 511 nucleotides long. The record is from the annotation of a GenBank genome assembly. Lineage: Eukaryota; Metazoa; Arthropoda; Arachnida; Sarcoptiformes; Oppiidae.
GAACCUCCCCUCACAAGAGUCACAGUUCUUCGAAUUAUUGAGGAUUUAUUUCCCUAUCAUUUAUGACGUGAAAUAUUUGAUGAAAAGCUGCAAAAACCUGAAGGGAGGCCUUCAGGAGGUGGCGGAUCAGCUAGAGUUGGAGCGAAAGGGACCGCAACACCAGGCGGGCAGUGAUAGCCUGUUAACGGGCGCCGCCUUCUUCAAGAUGCGUGAGAUGUUCUUCGAGGACAAUAUCGAUGACGCGAAAUAUUGCGGCCAUUUGUAUGGAUUAGGGACUGCUUUUGUGGUGAACGGCACUUACGAUGAGAACAAUAGCUCUUCAAACGCGAUGACACCGACCAACACGACCACAACCAACACACCGGCGCCCAUAUCUACCCCUUCAUGAUUGAGUCCGACAGCGGUAUCUGACUGUCAAACACUUGAAUGUAUUUGCCAUCGAUUUAUAAUUUUAAUGAGCCUUUUAUUCAAUAUAUCUAUUGAUUUACUACUGAUUUUAUCAUAUUUUCGC